AGGGCACCACACCUCCAGCGUACCUCGGGAUCUCGCGCAUGCGCGGUGAGGCCAAGGCGCUUAUGUGGGGACCUCGCCUCAGGUGUCUGCUGUCCGGCCUGACUCGGACCUGAACGUUAGCGCCACCUGCACUACGGUGGCAGACGCGGGCGAGGUGCUGAGGAGACAGCCUUUAGACUUACUUUAAAUCUGGAGUCCUCCUUGGGAAGCGGCGUACACCGCCCCGCCCUGUCCGCCGGCUCCUUGUGGUCCAGGUACAGCGCUGGGAACCGGUUACUAAGGAACCGAAGACCCCCGGGCGGCGUGUGCUGUGCGGUAUUACCGCCCCUCACGGAGUUUUGUUUUCUGCAUCACGGAAACCCAGUCCUGCUGUCCAGGGAUUUGGCCGCUCUGAUCGACUCCCUGGAACCCAGAAGGAACCGGCCCUGUCCUGGGCUGUGUCGUGGGCCGGCCUGUGCUGACCCGGUCACAUCCCCCGUGUCGUCAUCCUGCGCCUCCGGGAAGCCCCCCUUUCUCUUCCCCAAAUUCUGCGAGGGGGCGUGGAGUAACCAUAGGCUUUCUCGCCCUGAGACUGCUGUGGUUAGUACAUACCGGCGGCAAAGAUGCCUGGGAAAAGGUCCCUAAACGCCGCAGUCAUCCGGAGUGCCAAAAGGGAACGGAAAGCAAUCACCCUCGACGUGAAGUUAGAAGUGUUAAGACGGUUUGAAGUGGGUGAGAAGCUCAGCCAGAUCGCAAAGGCCUUAGGCCUUGCUGUCUCUACAGUGGCGACCAUCAGAGAUAAUAAAGACAAAAUCAAAGCGAGUUCACAAAUAGCCACUCCUUUGAGAGCCUCCCGGUUGACUCGUUACCGAAGUGCAGUCAUGGAGACCAUGGAGCGGUUGUUGCGUGUGUGGCUCGAAGACCAGAGCCAGCGAAACGUGCCCCUGAGUGUCACCAUUAUUCAGAAGAAGGCCAAGAGUUUGUUUGAUGACUUACAGCGUGAGCAAGGUGAAAGCUCUCAAACAGAAAAGUUUACUGCAAGUAAAGGGUGGUUUGUGAGAUUCAAGGAACGCCACUGUUUGCCCCACUUCAAGAUGAACAUCUCAGCUCCUGCCAAGGAGGAUGAAUAUCCAGAAAUACUGAAGAGCAUCAUUCAGGAAGAAGAGAGAGCUGAGCCAGGAUUUAAAUCAUCCAAAGAUCGCUUGAUGCUGCUUCUUGGUGGCAACGCAGCUGGGGACUUCAAGUUGAAACCCCUAUUGGUGUACCACUCAGAAAACCCCAAGGCUCUGAAGGGGUACUCCAAGCCCAAUCUGCCCGUGAUUUGGCGCUCAAGCAGAAAGGCCUGGGCAACCAGGAGCAUCUUUCAUGAAUGGUUCACGUACUUUUUUUGCCCUGCCAUUGAGAAAUACUGUGCCCAAAACAACCUGACCAACAAAGCCCUGCUCAUCUUAGACAAGGCACCAUGCCACCCAGUCAAUCUGAGUGAUCUGUCUGAUAAUGUAAGAGUGGAAUAUCUUCAUGACAGCACAGCUGACUCGAUCCAGCCCAUGGGUCAAGGUGUAGCCUCUGCCUUCAGAGCUCAUUACCUAAGAAGGACUUUUGAGCACAUCCUAGAAGCAACAGAUGGGGAGGAUACAGCAGAGAUCAGGGAGUUCUGGAGAAACUACAGCAUUGUGGACGCUGUGGACAACAUCGCAGUAGCCUGGGGAGAGCUCACACCAGCAACAAUGAACAGUGUGUGGAAGAAGAUUUGGCCUGAGUGUGUUCAGUUCCAGAGUGCUUCCCAAACAGAUGGCAUUGCACAGCUUCAACAAGAUAUUGUGAUCCUUGCCAAGAGUGUGGCUGUUGGAGAGGUGGGAGAAGCUGAUGUGGACCAGCUGCUGCAGUCCCACGAUGAGGGUCUCUCAAAUGAGGAGCUGAUGCAGCUAGAGCAGGAGCCCGCAGGAGAGGAGGAGGAGGGUGAAGAGGCUGCCCCUGCCCUGCACCAACUAACCACACGGGAGCUGUCAGCAGCCUUCUCACAUUUUGAGACCGGCUUGCAGGUCCUUACCAGUAACAGCCCUGAUGCCACGUGGAAACUGCAAGUUUCAAGAGCAAUCAAUGAUGCAAUAAGCUGCUACAGGGAGCUGUACAGUGAGAAGGAGCGGCGCUCCAAACAGCUCUCCUAGGCAACCUCGGUACACAACACACUCCAUGGCAGGAAGACCAGACACAACGGGCAACCUCCUGGGUGACACCUGGCCAAGUCUCGGCUUCCAGAUGUUUAACAUCCUUGAAAACCCUGCUUCUGGUACGUUCAUUGUGGCACUAAAGAGCAUCACAUCUUGUUACUGAAACUGUGCUUAAAUAUGUGCUUUAAGAAGACUGAAAGAAAAUCCAGGAAGAGUUAUUUAAAACACACAAUGAGGAGACCAGCCCUGCUAGACAUUGAAACACACUAUAAAACCUGUGAUUGAAUCAAAGAGGUACUCAAACAUGUAGAAUACAAUAGAGAGUCCAGAAGUAGAUACAGAUAGGUGUGUUUUUUUUUUUUUAAUAGUGCAGGACAGCUAGAUAAAAUUUGGCAAAAGCUAGUUAGUUCACACCUCACAGCAUACACAGGAAUAAACAAACAGACGAGGGAUUUGAAUGUAAAAGCUGAAACAAUACAGGUGCUACACAACCCAUGGAUAUAUGCCUCUUCCCCAUGGGUGAUCAGGAAGAUCUUCUGUAACUCAAAGUCCAGAUGAAAUUUAAGAUUAAUCAAUUUGAUGAUAUGAAAAUGUAAUAAAAACUUUUCCAUGAGGAUAAAACACUACAGAGUCAAAGGCAAACAACACACUGGAAGAAAAUUUCUCACAGAUAAUGGGUUAAUAUCUCUGAUAUGUGAAGAACUCUUAAAGAUUGAGAAGAAAAUACAAAAACCCCAUAGAAAAGUAAACAGAAGAUAUAAUUCAUAAGCAAGUAAAUUAGCUCUUCAAACAUAAGAGAAGUGCAGAUGAAACAACACUCAUACCAUUUCUCAUUAUUCAGAUCAGCAAUAAUCAAAAGUAUGGCUACACACCACUGGUUAGGCUGUGGGGUCACAGGCACCCUCGUUCACUGCUGGUGGGAACACAAACUUGUACAUCCCUUACAGAGGAGCAUCAAGCACUAAUACAAAAUAUAUUUAUUUUGAUUUAACAAUCCCACUUUUAGGAGGAUACAUUUCCAACAAAAGAAAAUACAGAUGCAUGAAUUUUGUUGCAGCCUUGUUUGCAACUGCAAAACCUAGGAAAUAGCCUGAAGAGUCUCAUGAUGUAAAAAGUCAAAUAUGAAAUGGCGCUUGCACACAAUGGAGAGUUAGACAGUUGUAAGUGAUGAUAACUACAAUAAUAAGAGAACAAGGAAGAACUCAACUGAUGUGGAGUGGUUUCCAAGAUAUAUUGUUAAGAGAAAAAAAGCAACAUCAGGAGUAAAGUAUGCUACCUUUUGUGGAAGGAAGACAGGGAAGUGAGAAAAUAUGCAUACAUUGUACUCAUUUGUACAGUAAGAAACAAAGGUGGGAGAAAUCAGACUAAAGAGAUUGGUUCCAGGGGUGGGAUGAGAUGUAACUUUUGUACCUUUUGUGAAGUUCUGACUUUGGGGACCAUGUUAAUAUACUGCACAAACAAAAGUAAACAAGGAUGGGAAAAUAAAGCAGUGGACUACCUGAACAGAACCAUAUUUCACAGGAACUGCACAGCCACAAUGAAGAAGCAAAAGCAAGUACUUUUUGACUGUAUGCCCUCAGGCUAUAGACACAUAUUAAAGGCUCAUGAGUAGCCUUGUUUCUCACCAGCAUAAGUGAGCAGUCCCAAAGGUGCUUUCUAUGCACUGUCGGACUGAGCAAAUACGUGUACUCUGGAUAAGGGAGCCAGCUUUUUCACUCACUGUCGAGCAAGGAAAUAAUAAACAUGAAAAAGGGAAA
Messenger RNA from Cervus elaphus (red deer), 3907 nucleotides. RefSeq names its product CENPB DNA-binding domain-containing protein 1 (gene CENPBD1). NCBI's taxonomy places the organism in Eukaryota, Metazoa, Chordata, Mammalia, Artiodactyla, Cervidae. The record is from RefSeq and is a predicted model, not a curated record. Gene Ontology annotation, molecular function: DNA binding. The transcript is spliced from 2 exons. Bases 603 to 2147 code for a protein of 514 amino acids. Gene Ontology annotation, cellular component: nucleus.